AUGGCGCAGCAGCCUGAAAAACUUAAAUGGAAAGAUGUUUUCCCGUUUGGGUUAUCCGCGUCGCAGUUUGGUAUGGCUCUUGGCUUCUGUGGACGCGUCGUGGACUUUGUAGACUAUUUGCGCAACGUUGUCGGAACGGAGUUAGAAUUUAAAGGGAAUGCCAGCACGGAUCAUGGCAUUAAAACCGAACCGAAGGCACGUGCGUUGUAUGAGCUUUUAACGGGUACUUUUGUGAGUGACGGAGGGUUUUUUUUGACAGCCGACCGACUGUUGGGAUGUUCGCCUGACGGGCGCAUCUUCUCCUGUGUGGAUGCGUCGCCUCCCAGUCCCGCUGCUGAUGUGAAAAGCGACAAUGAACACAAAUCCGCAAGGACACUUGUGAGUGUGCGGGUGCCGUUCCGCUCAAAAUGGAAGCGGCGGAAGGAGCCAAACGUGACACCCGCAAGUGGCCCGACGCGCCGCGUGCGUCGCUUACUAGAGAUUAAGUCGCCUGUUCACUCCCUAUAUGACGGCUCAAAACCGAACUAUCAGCCUUUUGGUAUUCCACUACAUUACCUCUGCCAGUUGCAGGGCCAAAUGGCAAUUGCCGACGUUGAUGAGUGUGACUUCUUUGUGUAUCUUGAUGGCCCUGUCUGCCAGGUGGUGGCUUGGCGCGUGAGACGAAGCAUCAAGUUUUGGGAAUGGGCGAGCCCCAAACUGCUACAAGUAGUGGAGUGGGUGCGGGACGGUCCACCAGCGUGGCUGGACCGCCGUUUUGAGUUUGGGACGUUUGACUUUAAUGAUAUUGCGGUGGAGCCGCUUGUUUUUCCUUAUAACCUCACAGCCAACGUGCCGAUAGUUGACCCCCGUCGGUUUCCCUUCUUCCACCGGUACCCCAACCCGUACCUGGGCACGCCGAGUGGGGUCAGCCAAGAGGUUAUUCACCGAGGCCUGACGAGUGCCGUGACACGCUUUCUUUUUCACAGGCGUGUUGAUGAAACACAGCCGGAGAAUGAGAAGCAAGAGCGUAAUAAAAAUGCCGUUAUGUGGUGCAGAUUAACAGACAACGUACCUGACAGUGCGCUUGGCUCACCCACUUGGAGCACCGUUGACCUGAGGCGUGAUCUCAUCUUUGGCAAGACGUUGGCUGUGGUGUGUCCGCAAGAUUUUGAUGACGAUGGAGUAUUUUGCCGUGUGCAUGCUACGGGAGGUAAACAAGGGAGUAAUGAUUGUGACUCACUCUACGUGCGCUUUUAUCAACGCCAUUUUUUUCUUUCACUGGAGCCAUUGGAAGACCCAUUGGAGACGGAUAGAGCUGCUGGCGUUGUCUGCGCUGAGGCGCCGUUGCAACUGGUGUGA
Molecule: messenger RNA, 1338 nt
Organism: Trypanosoma rangeli
Lineage: Eukaryota; Euglenozoa; Kinetoplastea; Trypanosomatida; Trypanosomatidae
Product: oligoribonuclease
Exons: 1
Coding region: 1-1338 (445 amino acids)
Source: RefSeq, a predicted model, not a curated record